CUUCACUAGUUUCUGAGCUUCAUCCGCGCCGAAUGGAGAGCGUCCUAUCGAGCAUUUAAAGCUGGCCUAAGUGCAUGAAGACACUCUGGUGCAAUAAUGGAGGCCUGGCCAACAGUGGCCUGGGUCCUGCUGCUGACCACCAUCACUGACUGGGUGAAAACUGCGCAGUCACGGGACUUCACCAUGAAGGAUAUCAUCCUGCUGCACCCCUCAACUACUCCUUACCCUGGCGGAUUCAAGUGCUUCACAUGCCAAGAUGCUGUAGACAACUACGACUGCAACCGCUGGGCCCCGGACGUAUACUGUCCAAAGGAUACUAAAUACUGCUCCACCCUCCACAUGAUGGAUAGAAGUGGGGAAAGUGUGUUUGUGACCAAGCGCUGUGCCACCUUGGAGGAGUGUCUGUUCACUGGCUGUGCUGACGUUGCCGAUACUGGCUACCAGGUGUGCUCUUCCUGCUGUGAGGGGAACAUCUGCAACGUGUUGGUGCCCAGAAAUGACAGCAGUGCCAUUUUCUCCUCCAUUUCUCCUUUGGUUAGUUUGAGCGGGAGUCUUCAUUCUAGAGCGCUGUGCUUCAUCAUCAUCGCCAUCAUUGUUGUCAUCUUCACAGCUGGACGUGUUUGAGACACGUAGAAAGAGAACAGCUGGUAUGUGUAGUGGCAGAACUGGGACCUGUGUUGGCUGCGUGUUUCAGUAACUGAAGGUUUAAAGACAUUUUUAUAUGCAAGACAACUGAUUCAACUUUGGUUUCCUUUCUUCUUUUCCACUUUUUUAAUAGUCGAUCUGCAUUUCUGUGUUUUCUGUUAUAUUUAUAAUGUUACUUUGUAUAUAGCUCAUAAUAAACAUCUCUGAGUCAAAAGCUCAGGCUUCACAAUGAUCUAAACACUGUCUCAGAUAUGUCUUCUACUCCUGGCUCUGCGUGCCGAUGCUGACUAUCCCUAAUAUGGUAGAUCAUUAUAGACUUAAACAAUAAUAAGAGAAGACAUCUGGAUUUUUAAAACCUAAAGAAGUCCAGUUGCCUCCCUUUUUCAAGCUCUCAGGACUCCCUAAUAUGGU
Molecule: messenger RNA, 1056 nt
Organism: Maylandia zebra (zebra mbuna)
Lineage: Eukaryota; Metazoa; Chordata; Actinopteri; Cichliformes; Cichlidae
Gene: lypd6
Product: LY6/PLAUR domain containing 6
Biological process (GO): positive regulation of canonical Wnt signaling pathway
Molecular function (GO): acetylcholine receptor inhibitor activity
Source: RefSeq, a predicted model, not a curated record